ACAGUAGCAGUAGAAGCAGCAGCAGCAGCAGCAGCAAUAGUAGUAGUAGCAGUUGAAGUAGUAGUAGUAGUAGUAGAAGUAGCAGUAGUAGUGGCAGCACUUGUAGUAAUACGUAGCAGCCAUAAUAGCAUUAAAAGUAGUAUGACUAUAUUGAUGACUGGUGUAAAUGACCUCAGAGAUAGAUAUGCCUAUCGGGUUUUAUAAACUGUGCUGACCCUGUGUGUUUCUGUCUCUCUGCAGGAGUGGAUCUCUGAGGAUACGCUGACGUAAAAAAAGAGCUAAAGGCUAACGGUCGACCCUCAAAGCUACCCGACGGCCGUGGAUGUGCUGCACGCCCCCGCGUCGAACCGUACGUCCUGAACUCCGAGCGUAGAGGAAGCCUUCGCAGUCCCGGGAGAGAAAGCUUGUGAUUGGCUGUCGGGCAGACAUGGGCAGGAAGUGGGCGUCGGGCGUCGGCCCCUGGCUGACGAUGCUCCUCGUUCACCUGACGUCCGCGCUGGAAGUGCCGCUGGAUCCUAAAGUACUGGAAGGAUUGCCACAGCCCCCCACCAUAACGCUGCAGUCGCCCAAAGAUUACAUCUUCGACCCCCGGGAAAACAUCGUCAUCAUCUGUGAGGCCAAGGGGAAGCCUCACCCAAGCUUCUCCUGGACCAGGAACGGUUCUCACUUCGACGUGGACGUGGACUCCAAGGUGCUGAUGAAGCCCGGCUCGGGGACGCUGGUCAUCGACAUCAGUGGAGAGAAGGCGGAGGCCUACGAGGCCACCUAUCAGUGCCUGGCUCACAACGAGCACGGCACCGCCCUGUCCAAUGACAUCGUCGUGCGGCAGUCCAGGUCCCCCUUGUGGUCGAAGGAGAGAACUGAAGCCAUCACCGUGCAGGCGGGAGUCUCCCUGGUGCUUCACUGCCGGCCCCCUGCCGGCCUGCCGCCGCCACUCAUAUUCUGGAUGGACAACAUCUUACAGAAGCUCCCGCUGAGCGACCGCGUGUUCCAGGCAUUGAACGGCGACCUGUACUUCUCCAACGUUGUGCCGUCGGACACGAGGAACGACUACAUCUGCUUCGCCCGCUUCCCCCACACACAGACCAUCCAGCAGAAACAGCCCAUCUCCAUCACCGUGCUGGAGAACUCCCAGUCUGCAGAGCGGGCCCCUGGCUUCAUGGCCCCCGUGGGGGCCAGCAGCACCCAGAUGGUUCUCCGAGGACAGGAGCUGGAGCUGGAGUGCAUCCCAGAGGGACUGCCCACGCCGGAGAUCUCGUGGCGCAAGGAGGGCGGCGAGUUGCCUAGCAACAGGAUGUCCAUCGUGGGCUACCAGCGGACCCUGAGGAUCUCGAGCGUGGUGGAGUCGGACGCGGGCGACUACCGCUGCACCGCCAAGAACAAGCUGGGCAGCGCCGAGCACAGCAUCAAGGUCACCGUCCAAGCCUCUCCGUUCUGGAUCAGCGCUCCCAGGAACCUCAUCCUGGCCCCCAACGAGACGGGAAUCCUCAAUUGUCGAGUCAGCGGAGACCCCAAGCCCAAGAUCACCUGGUCCAUCAACGGCAUGCCCGUCGACAACGCCCCGCUGGACCCCAGCAGGAAGGUGGAGGAGGACACAGUGAUCCUGAACCACGUCCAGUCGGGCUCCAGCGCCGUCUACCAGUGCAACGCAUCCAACGAGUUUGGAUACCUGCUGGCCAACGCCUUCGUCAGUGUCCUCGCGGAGCCACCUCGCGUCCUGACUCCGCCCAACAACGUGUACCAGGUCAUCACCAACAACAUGGCACUGUUGGACUGCGCCUCUUUCGGAUCCCCCAUGCCCACCAUCACAUGGUUCAAGGGCAGCACCACGGCCAUCCAGAACGUGGACCCCUACGUGAUCCACGAGAACGGCACCCUGGAGAUCCACACGGCCCAGCCCGUCAACAGCGGCCGCUACACCUGCAUCGCCACCAACGCCCUGGGCAUCAAGGAGAACCACGUCAAGCUGGAGGUCAAAGAGCCGACCCGUAUCCUGAGGCUGCCCGAGUACAAGGUGGUGGAGAGGAACAUGGACGCCGUGUUCGAGUGCCGCGUCAAACACGACCCGUCGCUGGUGCCCACCGUGACCUGGCUGAAGGACAACAAGGCCCUGCCCCUGGGAGACAACCGGUUUGUGGUGGAAAAGGACAGCCUGACCAUCAGAGAUGUGUCAGAGGAAGACAAGGGCACCUACACCUGCAUCAUGAACACCAGCCUGGACCAGGACUCCGCCAGUGCGAUGCUCACCGUCGUGGAGGCCACGCCUCCUCCUCCUAUUGUCUACGAGCAACCGGACCCCCCCUCCGACCUUGAGCUGACGGACCAGAUGGACCGGAGCGUUCAGCUCACCUGGAUCCCCGGGGACGAACACAACAGCCCCACCCAGAAGUUCGUGAUCCAGUACGAGGACCUUCUCCACCAGCCCGAUGUUUGGGUGAACCUGACGGAGGUGGCGGGCUCCGGCACCACGGCGCGCCUGCAGCUCUCCCCCUACGUGUACUACUCCUUCAGGAUCCUGGCCCAGAACCACGUGGGCUUCAGCCAGCCCAGCCACCCCUCGCGCCAGUACCGCACCAACCCCGCCGCACCCGAUGUUAAUCCGUCAGAUGUACAGGCAUCCGGGACAGACCAUAAUAACCUGGUCAUUUCAUGGAAGCCGCUCACCGGCCUCCAGGCCAACGGCCCCGCGCUGCGCUACAAGAUCCUGUGGCGACAGAAGGACGCGGACCAGGAGUGGGUGGAGGAGACGGUGGCCAACGCGUCGCGGCACGUGGUGACGGACACCCCCACCUACGCGCCCUACGAGGUCAAGGUGCAGGCCGUGAACGACUACGGCAGCGGGCCGGAGCCCCAGCUGGUGCUGGGCUACUCUGGGGAGGACUUACCCUCGUCCGCUCCUGAGGGGGUGCAGGUCAUGGUUCAUAACAGCACCCUGGCGGAGGUGCACUGGGAGCCCAUCUCCUCUUCCACGGUGCGGGGAAAGCUGCAGGGAUACAAGGUGUACUACAAGCGCGAGCGGGGCGUGCACGAGACGGAGGCGGAGGCCCCGGAGGGCGCGGCCCCCCAGACGGUGACGUUCGGCGGGGACCUCAGCGAGGGCCGUCUGCCCGGGCUCCGGCCCUACAGCGUCUACGACCUCCACGUCAGCGUGCUCAACGGCAAGGGCGAGGGGCCCCCCAGCCCCAGCAGGAGCUUCAGCACCCCCGAAGGAGUGCCAGAGCAGCCUGGCUUCCUUGAGAUCUCCAACCCCAACGUGGACUCCCUCACCUUGGAGUGGGGCCCGCCACUCAACCACAACGGCCGUCUCACCGGCUACACCCUCAAGUACCAACCCGUCAACAGCACCAGCGAGCUUGGCCCCGCGAAGCUCAUGACCAUAGCUGCAAACCAGACCUCCGUCACCCUGGUCAACCUCAAGUCCAGCACGCUCUACAAGUUCUACUUCUACGCCACGACGAUCAAGGGCUCUGGGCCCAGCAUCACGAAAGAGGCCUUCACCGUCAUGGACACGGCUCCCUUGCUGCCCACUGUUGAACCGGGCCAAGGCCCCACCGAGCCCCCACUGCCGACCCCCUCCCCCUUCACCCCGACAACACGCCCCCCCGUCCUCAAGGCGCGUCCACCGGGGCCUGUGUUCGGCCCGCUCAACGCCACGGCGUCCGAGGACGGCGCCAUGCUCAAUUGGGAGUACUUUGGACAACCUAGGAAUAUAUUUGUGGAGUACACUGUGGAACACAGUAAAGAGGAGUGGAAAAGGGAGGCGGUCAAUAGCUCCGCCCAUUCGUUCACGAUAAAGGGCUUGAAGCCGGGGGCGUCCUAUAAGGUGCGUGUGGUAGCUAGGGACCCGGUGACGGACUCCAUGGUCCACAGCACGGAGGAGGAGCUAGUCUCGGUACCAGCUGUGGCCAACCGGCAGGUGGACAUUGCCACGCAGGGCUGGUUCAUCGGGCUGAUGUGCGCCAUCGCCCUGCUCAUCCUCGUCCUCCUCAUCGUCUGCUUCAUCAAGAGGAACAAGGGAGGGAAAUACCCAGUGAAAGAGAAAGAGGAGGCUCACCAAGACCCCGAGAUCCAGCCCAUGAAGGAGGACGAUGGCACGUUUGGAGAGUACAGGUCAAUAGAAAGCGACACGGAGGACAACAAGCCGCUGAAGGGCAGCCGCACGGCGUCCAACGGGACGGUGCGGCGCGACGAGAGCGACGACAGCCUGGUGGACUACGGCGAGGGCGGCGACGGGCAGUUCAACGAGGACGGCUCCUUCAUCGGCCAGUACAGCGGCAAGAAGGAGAAGGACACGCACGAGGGCAACGAGAGCUCAGAGGCGCCGUCGCCCGUCAACGCCAUGAACUCCUUCAUCUAGCCCGGGGAGGGAAAAAGGCGGGAAAACGUGAGGGGGGAGGGGGGGGGGGCUGUUGGAAGGAGGGGGUGCUGGUUAGCAAGGGGGGGGGGGGGGGGGGGGGGGUGCCUGGAGCUUCGCCAUCGGAGGGUUGACUUUCUCCGCCGUCGGCCCGCGACUUGUUUUGCGGCGAGAAUGGUUGGCGUCGCCAUCGUCGUCGAAACCGGGCGGGUUCUAUAGUUUCCUUUUCGUGUGAUGACCAGUUUCAGCUCGUGGCAGUCGCUGUGGUGUGAACUCACCCCCCGCUCAAGUCCUCCCCCAGUGCACCUCCACCUCCACCCCCACCACCACCCCCACCACCACCUCCCCCACCCCCGGGCUCCCACCCCGCCCGCCGUUUUCGCUCCCCUACGCCGGUUGCUUCCAGGAGGCGGCGAGGAGCUACCGCAACCGAUUUGCGACCGUGGACUCGGCUACCCGUCGCUAUGCUAUUCAAUCCAACCUACCCCCCUCCCCCCACCACCCCCUGCUCUCUCGCUCUUCCCAUCACCCCUGGCAACCCCCCCCCCCCCCCCACCCACACUCCUCCUCCACAAUGCGUGACUCAGACCCCCCACCCCUUCACAUGAGCGGUCAAAGUAGAGAUGGAGAGGAGUGGCUGUUUGGUACAAACUCUUGCCUCGCAAAGACCGAGCCUCAGAGGACCGAGAGAUGAAAAAGGCGGAAAGCAAUAUGGGAAAAAAAAAAGCAGUUGGAAUGUAGCAGAGGGCGUCCCCACCGAUCGACCAAUCAGACAAGCCGAGCACGAGUAGUCGGAAUUACGUUAAUGUAUUGCUGUGUGGGUGUCUGUGCAGUUUGACUGCAUUUGGAAAAAAAAUCAUGAAUAUAUAUAUAUAUAUAUAUAAAACAUGAUGUAUCUCAAUAUCCCAGAAUUAAGUGAAUUAUGUGACCCUCCAGCCAGUUCAAUCAUAGUCCACCACCCCCUCAUGGCCCACUGCAUGGACUUUUUCAUCGUCACCUUUGUACUACACAUUUGUUCGCAAAGAGAAAAAACUGAAACUUGUGUCAAUUGUUGAGAGAUUUUAUGGCAUCCUAAGACUGUACGACUAAGUGCACGUCUACCAGCAACUCUUUAUUGCCUUUCUCGUAGUUAUUUUCUUUCUUUGAAUGGUCAAAAGUAUUAUACAAGGUACUGUAAAGGCAAAGAAUUGGCAGUAGCAUCUUUGUAAACAUUUCUCAAAAAGGUAACUCAAAAGAGGAAUUAGCAUCGCGCGUCUUUCAACGUUGAGACGUUUUUUUGUACACACAUUUCUUUAAAUGUAGUAGAAGAGGUGUGUAUAUGGACUAAUGGAGAUCAGGAAUAUGCAUUUUAACACAACUUCACCCCUGGGUGUAACAGUUUAACCCCCAACCCUGUUCUCUGUUGUCACUCGAAGCAGCCAAACGACACAAGUUUUAAGCUAGGCUUCGUCAAACAUAUCCUUUUUUUGGAUCCCACCUUUUUCUCGCAAUGUCUUUCUUUCAACCAGAUAUCUACUUCUCGUCGCUUUCUGUUUGGCUAGCCUACAUCUAGAGCCCGAAUCAUUGCCAAUUUGCGAUUCUUUCUCCUUUAAAUAAUUGUGUGAAUAGCAGCAAACAUUUUAACGGCUAACAAAUGGCCGCCACUUGUUAGCCAACACACAGUUGGCUAACAAAUGGUCGCCAACUGUGUGUUCUGUGUGUGACGCCGGAUGGAAACUAAAGGGUGACGUUAGUCGACGACACCCAAAACAGGUUGGGUUCGCGGCGUGAGCGAGAAGCAGCAAACAGGGUACGCGUCAGGUGCAUACAGUAUAGCUUCCUGAAAUUCAGGCGGGUCUGUUCUACAGAACCUCUAGGCAAGGUUUUCUAGUGCCUUCGUAAAUAGAGAACAUCGAGAUCAAUCCAUUAAGCGUUGAACUCCUCAUACACAAGGCAACCUGGACAUCAUCAUCGCAGUUACAUAUCACAGAGCCACGCAUCCAAACAAUAUCGGCCUCAUCCGCUGUAAAGUAAACCAGAAAGGCUAUAUCAAUUGUUCGUAAACCCUUUGUUGAUCCCUUGCAGGAUUUCAGGGAGAGUUCAAAACGAAUUUACAGAACAUAUGAGCUAAUGCUUAUUCAAAUGAACUUCAUGGACAUUAAUGGACGUCUUUAAAUGAUGUAUGAGGGACACCACAUUAGUUUAUGGACCUUGCAUAGCCUUUCAACAGUUUUCAGUUUUUAAAUUACAGCGUUCUUACUAAUGUCAAUAAGUAGGAGAUUAUGAUUAUGUCAAAGCUUUGCAAUGGUGGUGGUUGCAUAAAUUAAGACCCAAUACUGAGUAGGUACCCAGUAAUAAUAUUCUCACAGCAAAGCUACUCUAGGUACACAUCAUUAUCGGAAACAUCUCUGAUUGUGAUUAAAAGAAAUGAAAGAAAGCGUGUUGGUGAAACAUGAUUUAUAAAAAAAACAUUAACUCGGGGCUAAGGUUUGUGUCUUCAAAGUAUAUCCCAUACUCCUUCUCCAUCUGGACUGAAAUACUGCCACCCUCUCUUCACCAGGUAACUGCCAAACGGAACAGGAACUCAAACAGACAGACUGGUACAGCAGCCAAUCAGAUUGGAGCUUUAGUGGGAAGCACUUAAGAGCUGAAGAGAGCAGAGGGCUUGUGUAUUAACGAUGGAAUGCUAACUGAAUGUGGAAACAAAGUUGUUUUUAAUCUAUUUAUACGAAUGAGAAUGUGGCUUGGUGAUGUGCCCCGGUGACUAUAGGUUCAUGCAUUUAACCCUGUAUAUCUGUGUGUGUUGUCACUUGUUUUGCUGUCGUCGACUCAAAGCAUAACUGAAACUGUACACACUAAGCACUCAGUGAGUUUUAUAUAUAAAUGAAUAAAAAGUGUGCGAGCGAGAGACUGACUGAACGUGUGCAUGGUUGAGUGUAUAUGUGUGUAUGUGUGUGUGUGUAUGUGUGUAAUUGUAGCACAUGCAUGCUAAAGGUGUCAAAGCGUGCGUUAAGUAUUUUUUUUUCGUAUUUUGUUUUGCUCUAUUUCCAAUGGAUAAAACCACGUCUAAUACAACGGGGAUGUCAAGCAGUCAGGCCAAAAAACUCAGAUAUUCCGCCAUCUUAUCUGUCACAAAACGACAAUUGAUUUAGAGAGGAGUUUCACAUUUUCCAUGAUUUUUUCGGUUUUCAUAACUUGCAUCAAGUUUUUAAAUUGCAGCGUGUCAGCUUUGUAUGUGUGUGUGUGUCUGUGUGUGUGUGUGUGUGUGUGUGUGUGUGUGUGUGUGUGCGUCUGUCUGAUUGUGUGCGUAGAUAAUUGGUUGUAAAUAAUGGCUUGAAUUGAGGGUAGAUAAGUUUGACCUAAGAGUCACUGAGAGUGGAGAGGUCAGAGGUGAGAAUGUACAGCUUUGACUUCGAAAAAAGAUAUGCAGAUAAUUUUUCUUUCGAGAGGAAGGAAAAAGGAAGUGAUGACAUUUGCGUGACAUGACACAGAUUGUUUUCAACAUUUGAUUUGCUGUGAUUUCUCUGAACUUUAUUUUCCUUUCGUUUCUCUGUUUUUCGAUGAACCUGUCAGGAAUCUUUGCUAGCUCAGAUUUGUUUUGGUUUUUUGGGUUAACAAAAUGUAGACUUGAGAUUUUACUUGAGAAUGUGACACCUGUGUUGUGCCAUUUCUCUCUGACAGUUCAUGCACCCUUUCUGUAUGGGCAUUCUUAAAUAUGAUGUAUCUUUUUGAAACACGUUCAACCAUCAAUACUAUAGCUCAAUGAGAGUAUUCACUGUUCCAAUUUAAAGGCUGAAUAAAUGAAUAACCAACAACAAGUGCAAAUUGUCAUUUAGACUUCUAGAUACAUAUGUGUUGGGCACAAUUCAUUUCUUUAAGAGUGAGACUUCAAUUAAAUGAAAUUAAAUAUAAAAACGAAUCAAUGCAAAAACGGUCAAAUACAUAGGUAGGUAGUUCAAUAUAGAUCGUAUAGAUGGUUGGGUUUGGCGUCACAUGCACGGAAAUAUGAACAGACAAACUUGAGGGUGGAUUAGCCCCAGUACCCAAAAUAUUUUAGUCACCGGUGAAGACUAAUAAUAUAUGAUAUAGUAUAACAUUCUGGUCAAUGUUGAAAUUACAUGAGGCAUGAAAGGCUGUCCAAAAUGGUUUACUGAACAAUAUAUUGCAAUUAUUUUGUAUUAUAAAUUAAGUUAAAAAUAAAGGAAUAAAUGUUGGUUUCACGA
This is a messenger RNA of Gadus morhua (Atlantic cod), 8556 nucleotides long. It is a transcript of the gene nrcama, whose product is annotated as neuronal cell adhesion molecule a. Gene Ontology annotation, cellular component: plasma membrane; axon. Gene Ontology annotation, biological process: cell-cell adhesion; brain development; axon guidance. The transcript has 32 exons. Gene Ontology annotation, molecular function: cell-cell adhesion mediator activity. The coding region runs from base 428 to 4357 and encodes 1309 amino acids. NCBI's taxonomy places the organism in Eukaryota, Metazoa, Chordata, Actinopteri, Gadiformes, Gadidae. The record is from RefSeq and is a predicted model, not a curated record.